AUGACGCACAUUCAGAGAAGUUUAUUAUCUCUAAUCUGACUAAUAAUGACCUGCCAUCUCCUGUUUUCAGGUACAGAAGAAGGAUGUCUUGCAUUUACAGGUCUCAGUAUAAGCAGUGCUUUGACUGGCACAGACUUGAAAGUGAAACUAAUGCUCUACACAAGACAAAACCAGAACUGUGCUGAAACACUCAGAUCAACUGGUUCCAGGUAUCUGAACGUGACCAAGAAAACUAUCCUCAUUGUGCAUGGGUACAGACCCACAGGUUCUCCCCCCAUCUGGAUACAAAAAGCAGUACAUCUCUUGCUCUCUGUGGAAGACAUCAACAUAAUCAUUGUAGAUUGGAAUCGCGGGGCUACGACUCUGCUCUAUCACAGGGCUUCUAGCAACACUAAGAAAGUUGCUGAAUUCUUGAAGACAUUUAUAGACAAAAUGUUGGCCGAUGGAGCAUUGCUUGACUCUGUUUAUAUGAUAGGAAUUAGUCUUGGAGCGCAUAUCUCUGGGUUUGUGGGACAGAUGUAUAAUGGCAAACUUGGGAGAAUAACAGGUCUUGAUCCAGCAGGCCCCUUAUUUAAUGGGAAACCCCCUGAGGAAAGGUUAGAUCCUACAGAUGCCCAGUUUGUUGAUGUCAUUCAUUCUGAUAUUGAUGGACUAGGCUACAGAGAAGCUUUAGGACACAUAGACUUCUAUGCCAAUGGAGGAACCGACCAGCCUGGCUGUCCACAAACAAUAUUUUCUGGAUCACAGUAUUUUAAAUGUGACCAUCAGAGGUCUGUUUUCCUGUUCCUGUCAUCCUUGAAAGAGAGGUGCAACAUCACUGCAUACCCCUGUGAUACAUACAGAGAUUACAGGAACAGCAAAUGUGCCAGCUGUGAGGCUUUCCAGCCCAUGCCAUGCCCCGUCCUGGGUUAUUAUGCUGAUAAGUGGAAAAGCUAUUUAACGCUAAAGAAUCCUCCAGUGACUAAAGUGUUUUUUGAUACAUCGGACGAAGAACCAUUCUGCCUUUAUCAUUACUUGGUGGAUAUUAUUACCUGGAACAAAAAUAUUAGAAGAGGCUCCCUCAUAAUUAAACUAACAGAUCAAGCUGGGAACACAGCAGAAUCCAAAAUCAAUCAUGAAGUUGCAACUUUUCAACAAUACAACCAAGCUACUUUGAUAGCUGGAUUUGACCAGGAUUUUGAAAAAAUUGCAAGAAUUUCCUUGGCAUUUUCCACAGGGUCUGUAAUAGGCCCAAAGCACAAACUCCGGAUUCUUCAAAUGAGGUUAAGGUCCAUUACAAAUCCAGAAAGACCACAGCUGUGUAGAUAUGACCUUGUACUGUUGGAAAACACUGAAAUAAUCUUCAAACCUAUUCCAUGUCAAAACAUGCAAACUUGAGCCAAGGAAGACUCAGCUGUAUGCCAAGUUAUACUGACAACAGCACACAUAUUAUGGGGAAAUGGCAGGGGGGGAAAAGGACUCAUUUUCAAGUGUCUUCACAUCUUGUCUUCUAUGGAUGUCAAACUA
Molecule: messenger RNA, 1506 nt
Organism: Trachemys scripta elegans
Lineage: Eukaryota; Metazoa; Chordata; Testudines; Emydidae
Gene: LIPH
Product: lipase H
Exons: 10
Biological process (GO): lipid metabolic process
Molecular function (GO): carboxylic ester hydrolase activity; lipase activity
Source: RefSeq, a predicted model, not a curated record